Molecule: messenger RNA, 2798 nt
Organism: Exaiptasia diaphana
Lineage: Eukaryota; Metazoa; Cnidaria; Anthozoa; Actiniaria; Aiptasiidae
Product: protein BTN1
Exons: 2
Coding region: 122-1525 (467 amino acids)
Biological process (GO): regulation of intracellular pH
Cellular component (GO): membrane; vacuole
Source: RefSeq, a predicted model, not a curated record
UAAUGUUGGAAAGAAAGCGGAAUAAUAAGUGGCAUCCGAUCACUGUCUUCCCACUCGCUCGCCAUCUCUUGGUGAAAUGGCUCAACUAAGAUACAACACAUAAAAAGAAACUCGUUUUUCUAUGACUUUAACAUUCAAAGGAUUAAGUCCCAAACCGACGAUGUGGCAGAAAGUAAGGCGAUCUCUUUGUAGCCUUAUCCCUCAAAAUGAUCAAGAAGUGAAGCCAGAUCAACAACGUUCUUCAGCAGUAAACAUCUUCUGCUUUAUCGUAUUUGGGGUGAUGAGUUUCUUUAAUCAAGAGAUGCUUCUAACCGCGUCUGAGGACAUUCUCAGUGGAUACAAAAUCCCUACCCCAGCCAUCCUUGUUACUUUCGUUGGCCCGUUAAUGGCAGUCAAGUUACUCUUUCCUUGGUGUAUUCAAAGAGUGCCAUACUGGUUUAAAAUCUUAGUCAUAGCGCUGCUCAUGAUGUCUGGUAUACUUAUGAUAGCUUAUGGUCGUGACUUUCGUGUUCAGCUAGUCGGAAUCGGGAUGAACGCCAUGGCUACAGGAGCGAGUGAGCUUACUCUACUUUCACUCUCGUCGUUUUAUCCUCAAAUUUGCAUCAGUGCUUAUGUGGCUGGUACCGGUCUCUCGUCGCUCGUAUCACCUCUUUACUAUGCAGGUGUUACGACGUGGACGUGCGUGCCCCCAAGGACCGCUAUUCUGAUUACAGCACCAUGGGCCAUAUUGUACCUUAUCUUCUAUGCCAUCCUUGACAAAGAUCCCAUCCAUAAUGGGCCCACAGAGAACCAAGCGCUGUUAAACUACGAGAAAAUCAAAGAUUCCGAUCCUGAGGACAGUGAUGAGGGAGAAAUACAGCAUUUUAGCCGCGGAGAAGCACCCAUCAAGAAACCUAAGGAGAUCGACUGUAACGKGAAGAUGAACGUAUCAUGGAAGCUCGUCCCAUUCAUAAUUCCACUAUUCUUGAGCUUCUUUGCCGAGUAUCUGAUCAUGUCUUCCAUUGUCACAACCGUGUCUUUUCCUGGUAGCGGAUUCAUGCCACGUGACCAUUUCCAGUACUACUCGCUGUCGUACAGGAUGGGGAAGUUCGUCGGUCGGUCAUACUUAUUCUUCUUUGCCUUUUGCUUCGAUAUGUCGUCGUUCAUAAAGUGCCGACACACUUGGGUAUUUGCUCUCAUCAAUAUGCUCCACCUCUUACUCUUCCUCUUCGAAUCMUGGUACCACUUUAUUCCUGGAAUAUGGCUGGUAAUUAUACUUUGCUCUACAGUUGGUCUCAACUCUGGACUUAUCGUCCUUCAUUCACCGCACGCUGUCGCAUCCGUCUUGACGCCAGAAGAAAAAGAGUUUGGUUUUGGUUUGCUAACGGUUGGUAACGCUGUUGGCGCAUUUACAGCAGGUCUUGUUGGAUUAGCAACAGAACCGUUUUUAAAGAAAGAAUGUCAGCUGCAUUUCCCUCAACAGCAGGAAUUCUGUAUCACAAGGCAAAGAAACUCCACUGGAUGGACAACUAAUGUACAUUGUUAAAUCUAUAGACAAUGGGAUGAGGGAUGGGAAAUGGGAGGACGAAYGAAUUUAUUUUGCGAGCCAGCAAGGAAAAAUUAAUCCUUAUAUUUUAAGAUACAUCGAAAUGUUAGUUGACUGUGUUAUCUACGCCCCUUUCAUUAUUAUUAUGUCUGUGUAAUCCCACUGCAAUUAAGCCAUUAACAUGGCUUCCUCCGACCAAGUAAAUACAGAGAACAGAUUCUUGACAUUUAAGUAAAUGGCUUUCUUUUUAAAGAAAAUUUUGGCAUUUAAAUGGUUUUGCCCUUGAAAAUGUUCAUUACAUCGAAAUGUAUUUGCUUUAUGCAAAACGCAUAUCCAAAUCCAACAACCGAUUAAGGAGGAUAAAAUGGAUUUCACAAGCAUACAAUCAAUAAUAGGCACAAAGUCUAUGGACUACUAAGACUAUAUUACUGCAUUAUUUAAGCACUUAUUUAUGGAUACAUAAAUCCAUACGACAUGAUGCAAAUUAACUUAUUUAUUAAUUACAAUUAAUAUCACUCACUUUGAACUUAGCUUUCGUGUUGCCGGUUUGUAUUAUAUUAGGCUACUUAGUACUGGAAAAGAUAAUGUUCUUCAAAGUAAAGAUCGUUACUACUCUAAGUCCAUGCGAUGUUAAAAUAUCAAGUGGGAUAUAGAGUGAAGUCAAUGAACCCGUGAAAUACAUAUUUGACUAUUACAUGUUAUUACUCGAUAAUUCCAUUGUUUUCUUUUGUGUCUAUUGGACUAUUACAGUUUAAUUAUUAACUUUUAUUUCACAGGAUCAAUGCCUUCACUCUAAUAAUAUUGUAUGAUGACGAUGAUAAUUGGAACCUCGAUGAUGAUAUUUAUCAUUGUGAUAAAGUGUAAAACUAAAGUUAAAUUAUUUUGAGUAGAUAUUCUUACAAAUAUAUAAAUAGAUUAUAUAACGAAGUAAGUCUUCAGUCGUAUAAACGCACUAUAUAGCAAUGCUUUUCACUUCUCGGUUCCCUAAGAAUAAUGACGUGAAAUAAUGAAAUAAACCAGAGAAACUGGUUAUAUAUAUACGUUAUAUAAAGUAUUACAUUGCAUGGCAAAUAGAACGCACUACGCCUUGUGCGACCAUCGUCUGCAAAAAUGGAUGGCAACGCUUUCCAAUAUUGAAUAUGUUAAAAGUAGUCAGAAAUUGUGAUAAAUGACAAGAAUAAGGGCUUAUUUUUGUAAACUUACAAAACUGCGGUAUAAUACACACGUGUACUUAUAAAAAUGGGUAAAUAAAGUAAAGACGUCAAAGUAGCAA